Molecule: messenger RNA, 483 nt
Organism: Emys orbicularis (European pond turtle)
Lineage: Eukaryota; Metazoa; Chordata; Testudines; Emydidae
Product: ribonuclease-like
Exons: 1
Coding region: 1-483 (160 amino acids)
Biological process (GO): defense response to Gram-positive bacterium
Molecular function (GO): nucleic acid binding; RNA nuclease activity
Source: RefSeq, a predicted model, not a curated record
AUGGCCAUGGCCACGAGGGGACCCUGCCCUGCACUCCUGCUGCCCCUCAUCCUGCUGGCUGCCUGCCUGGCUCUGGCCAGAAGGAUGCCUUGGGUCAGUCUGAACAAUAUAUUCAAAAAGUACCACGUGGACUUCCCACCGACCCCAGGACCCGACCCCAGCACCUACUGCAAUGGAAUGAUGAGGGAUUGGGGAAUACACUGGAAGCUGCUCCACAUCUUCAUCCACACGCCUAUCCCAGCCAUCAACAGCAUCUGCUUUGGUGACGGGACACCCAUUUUUGGCGGCCUACGAAAGAGCAUGAAUUUCUUCCCCACCACCACCUGCAGAUACAACCCAGUAAGAUUCUCCUACAGUGGAACAGCCAUUUCCUGGAAACUCAUCAUCGCCUGCUGGAAUGGGCUUCCUCUGCUCUAUGUGGAGAAGAUGAAGGGCCAAGCCUGGGCAUGGAGGGCUGGCAGGAGAUCCUCCUGCUUCCUGUAA